GUCGGUUCGAUUACGAAACAUUUCAAAAGUAUUUUAAUUUCAGAUUUAGGUAUAUAAUUUUCAAAAAUUUGGGUCAACUAUUUACACUACAUUGUCCUAAAAACUUUUCCAGUUUUUGCUGAAAUUUUCAUUGUCAAAUUCGCUGUAGUGCUAAAGCAUUCCGUGCUUGUCAUUGCUCAGUGUUUCGGUCUUAUGCCGGUUCGUGGAAUACUCGCUGCUACUACGAAAGGAUUAUCGUUCAGCUGGAUAAAUCUUCGCACUUGCUAUUGCUUAAUAUAUACACUGCUAACAACCGCUAGCACCGGUCUAACUCUGAAUAUGACAAUAAGAAGUGUAUUAGAGGUGGAUAGCAUUUCACCAUUGGUAUUCCAAGUAAAUGCUCUCUUAGUUUCUAUCGGCUUCCUACGCCUGGCUGGAAAAUGGCCACAGUUGAUGCAAAAAUGGCAGCGAGUGGAGCUGCAGAUGACUCCCUAUCAGUCGUGGCGUGAGCGCGAGGCGUUGUCGGUGCGUGUCCAUAAGGUCACAUUUGUACUGAUCUCAUUGUCGCUGACUGAGCAUCUUUUGAGCACCAUUUCGGCCAUUCACUUUGCAAUUCAUUGCACCACACAGGACGAUGCCGUCGAAUCGUAUUUCACAUCGGUUUCCUCACACAUAUUUUUAGUUUUUGAUUAUUCCACUUGGUUGGCUUGGUUCGGAAAGAUAUUGAAUGUGUUCAUGACUUUCGGUUGGAAUUACAUGGAUGUUUUUCUAAUGAUAAUUGGCAUAGGACUUUCGUCGUUAUUCGGUCAAGUGCAGAGCACUUUGGAGCGUAUCAAGGGGCAGGUGAUGCCCGAAGCUUACUGGACGCGUACUCGCUUGCAAUAUCGUCUUAUUUGUGAACUCAUAGAACAAGUAGACUCUGCUGUAUCCGGCAUAACUAUGCUCUCGUUCGCAAAUAAUCUCUUUUUCGUUUGCAUCCAGUUACUCAGGAGCAUCAACAAAAUGGCAUCUACAUCUCAUUUUAUCUAUUUUUAUGCUUCGCUGAGUUUUCUUUUGGGCCGCACCUUGGCUGUCUCAUUGUAUCUCUCCGAAAUCAAUGAGCGCUCCCGUGAGCCGCUAGGAGUUAUCAAACAAGUUCCGAAGGAAGGUUAUUAUGCUGAAGUAGAUCGGUUUGCGCACGAGAUAACGGUUGACAACGUGGCGCUUACCGGACUGCAAUACUUCAAUGUAACGCGUGGACUGGUAUUGACGGUGGCCGGUACCAUCGUUACUUACGAACUGGUGUUUAUGCAGUUCCAAAAAGAGGAAAAUUUAUGGAAAUGCAGUUAAGUUUUUUCUGAGACCAAUUCGGUAUAUCGAUUUUGUAAUAAAAAUGUAUUGUUUGCGUUUAAAAUAAAGAUGUCUCAGCCCCAACAUUUUAG
Bactrocera oleae (olive fruit fly) is the source of this 1400-nucleotide messenger RNA. Its product is annotated as gustatory receptor 5a for trehalose. Lineage: Eukaryota; Metazoa; Arthropoda; Insecta; Diptera; Tephritidae. The record is from RefSeq and is a predicted model, not a curated record. Gene Ontology annotation, cellular component: membrane. Gene Ontology annotation, molecular function: sweet taste receptor activity. Gene Ontology annotation, biological process: sensory perception of sweet taste; detection of chemical stimulus involved in sensory perception of taste.